AUGUCUGAUUUCAAAGUGCUUAAGGAUCAUCCAGAUGCUCAGGUAAUUGAAGAUGUCCUUCAACAGCUAUCCAACGAGACAGAUGCCCCCACGUUGGAGGUUUGUCUUUUAAUCAUCCAGCAUGUUAUACCAAUAUACCCUUCGUUAUCUAAACAUACAAGGGAUCUUACUCAAAGCUUAGUAAGUAGGUCUUUUACUUUUAUGUCACAACUGGUCAAUUAUGCAAGUACCGUUAUGAAGGAUAAACCCGAAGGUAAGUUAUACAGGAAUUUUAUUAAAGAAGUUCUAGCAACACAACCUGAAUGUCUGCAUAAUUAUUUAAUUCACAUGUCCUCCAGUAGAAUGGAAAAGAACUAUUUGAAAACGCUGUUUUUUGGGAGCAGGGUCUUUAAUAGCUUGGGUAACGAUAUUGAUAUUAUUGAAUACCUGGAACUUUUGAGAUCACAAUGGAAAUCGGUCUUAGAUGAUGAUAUUUUGAUAGAAACAUUAGUGUUGGAUUCUUUUUUGGGCGAACUGCUAGUAUCUUCACUUAUUUUAAACCCCACGUACGCAAUGGAUUUAUUAUUUGGUGAUUUAUUCCUAUCAACUGAGACCUAUGCAACAAUAUUAAACAAGAUAAUUUUAAAUGCAUCAAAUCUGGACCAACAACGAUUAGUAAACAAAUUUUUACUUCCAUAUCUGGAACCACUUACUAAUACUUCCAACUUUAAAAGUACUAACCAUAUAUUAAGAGAGCUUCCUUUACAUAAGUGCAUUACACUGGAUGUUAUAUUACGAAUGAAAUCUCAUAUUUUACAAGAAAUAAUAAUACGACAAAUGUCAGAAUUUGCCUCGAGUAUAAUUCCAUCACUCAUUUCCAAGUUUGGUACCUUGGAUGAAUCCCAAGAUGAAGACAUAUGCAUCAUUUUUGUCAUGGUUCUCAAAUUUAAUCUCAAUGAGGAACAGAGGGAACAAUUAGCUCAUGACGGAAACUUUUUAGAUGCCAUUACAAAACGUUUAUCACACAAGAAUUCUGAAUUUAGAGAAAGAACAAUGUUUAUUGCAAAACUUGCUUCCAAUAAUGAAUUAGAGUACGACAGUGAUUUUGUUAUCAAAUUGCCUGAUUUAGACAUCACCAACAAUGAGAAAAUUGAAAUUGAUCCGGCAUUGUUUAAAAGAUCUUCCAGUGGUGUAUCAGCUUCUAAGGUAAGCAGAAUAUCUUCGGGAUUUCAUGAAAUGGUAUUGCAAGAGGAUAGUGACGAUGAGGUUCAGGACGAUGAGCAAGAGAUUAUUAAUCGAAUUGUCUUUCUAAAAGACUUGGUCAAAGAAUUUGAGAAAAAUGGAAAUGAUGGUCCUGCUGAAUCCAUUCCGCUCUUAAAGAAGACAAUAACGUUGGUAAGACAAAAAGAACACUUUCCAUUGGAAGUGGAUUACUACUUUUCUGGUCUUCUUACCAACAUUGCAUAUUUAAAUAAUAACCUCGAAGAAUCAAAUUUUGAAGAGUGGAGAAUCAACGCAUUGGUGAGUCUUUUGGUAGUUGUCCCAGAAAAGGUUCAAGAACUCAUUAAGAUCUUUUUAAGUUCAGAAUUAUCACUUCAGCAGCGAAUGUCUAUUCUUUCAAGUUUGGGUCUUUCUGCACGAGAGUUACGAGGCAUGGACGACAAGGUGAUUACAAAGCCAAAAUUAGAUUUCCCAACUUCACGAUUACCUUGGGAUAAGAAGACAAAGGAACAACAUGAUAAGAAAAGAAUUACAGAGCUUGGAAAUUCAAAUUCCACACUUAUAGAAACCAAGACCACUUGGAAAUCUAAAAAAUUAACGUUAGCAGCAAAAGAGGAUAAACCAAACAGAUUUCGCGAAUAUGCAACUCUAUUCUUCUAUCCAUUGGCACAUAUUUGGCUGAAUGGGAUUGACGUUGGGACAUUUGAUGACCUCUUCAAGAACCAUUUCUUGACCACACUAAGGAUCAUCUACAUGUGUGCACACCCCGUUCAUGAUUAUGAAUCCAUGACCCAAUUAAUGGAACAGAUAAUUUACCAGGCUACGGAGCAAGGUGUAAUUCAACCUUCAAUAAAUACAUAA
Naumovozyma castellii is the source of this 2061-nucleotide messenger RNA. It is a transcript of the gene TEL2, whose product is annotated as Tel2p. The coding region runs from base 1 to 2061 and encodes 686 amino acids. The transcript has a single exon. Lineage: Eukaryota; Fungi; Ascomycota; Saccharomycetes; Saccharomycetales; Saccharomycetaceae. The record is from RefSeq and is a predicted model, not a curated record.